Messenger RNA from Salvelinus namaycush (lake trout), 1301 nucleotides. RefSeq names its product dynein light chain roadblock-type 2. The coding region runs from base 127 to 417 and encodes 96 amino acids. The record is from RefSeq and is a predicted model, not a curated record. NCBI's taxonomy places the organism in Eukaryota, Metazoa, Chordata, Actinopteri, Salmoniformes, Salmonidae. Gene Ontology annotation, molecular function: dynein intermediate chain binding. The transcript has 4 exons. Gene Ontology annotation, biological process: microtubule-based movement. Gene Ontology annotation, cellular component: cytoplasm; centrosome; cytoplasmic dynein complex.
UUUCUACGUAGCAACAUAACCACUGAAUAAAACGCGACGGUAGUGUAGAAGGAAUAUCUUUGGAAGCUGUUUGCUAGACUACAACAACAUUGAUUUGACAGCUAACGUUAUUCAGCACCUGCAAAUAUGGCAGAAGUCGAAGAGACACUAAAGAGAAUUCAAACUCACAAAGGUGUAAUUGGAACAAUAGUUGUUAAUGCCGAGGGUAUCCCAAUCAGAACUACCUUAGACAACUCCACCACGGUGCAGUAUGCUGGUCUGCUGCACCAGCUCACUAUGAAAGCCAGGAGCACAGUCCGAGACAUCGACCCUCAGAACGACCUGACCUUCCUCCGCAUCCGCUCCAAGAAGCAUGAGAUCAUGGUGGCACCUGACAAGGAGUAUCUAUUGAUAGUCAUCCAGAACCCCAGUGAAUAGCCCCAGGAGGUUCCUGUGAGAGUCAGGCAGUAGCUCCUCACACACUGAUCUUUGUCUCUGUUAAGAAUAUAUGUUUUGUUAAAUUGGACCACAUAUUUUGCUUUGUGCAUUUUCUAAUUUUUCCACUCUAAUAUGUUUCCUUAUUCUAUUCAUUCUCCUUCUUAGCCAUUGUCAUUAAUAAUUUUUUGGGGGAAGAAACAAGGGCGUCAUAACAAUUGGAGCAUUGUGUAUGUCCUAUUUUCCUAUGUCCCGUGCCCACCCCUGUAUGUUGAUAUGAAUAUAGUCUAUGUAAGGAGCGUAGAUUAACUCAGAAUAAAGUAAUUCAGAUUCAAUGUAGAAGAACUGAGGAAGGUCAAUGUGUCAGAGACAGAGCUGUAGUGUAUGGUCAGAGUAACCACUGAGCAGCAGUAUCAGACUACUGUUUGUUCUAAAAGAGCUUCCUGGGGCCUGAUUGAGUUAGCAAACUGUCCAAAAUGGUUUGAAAUAAGUAUUUUUGGGGGAAUUAUAGAAUUAACGAAGUAUCAAUGACUUAACCCAUGUGCAAAUGUAGCUUUCUUAAUCAGAAAAUCAAAGUCAUGUGUGGCUGUUUUAUCAAAGUUGGCUGGCUAAUUUAAUAAUUCUGCUUUCCAGAAUACCCCACUCUGGUAUAAAUCUAUGGUGUGGACUCAAAUCAAUUACCAGAUCAGGCCAGCAAAGGGCAUAUGUGGGCUGUCACAGCACAUUCUCAGUUUUGUGAUUUUACAUUUUAGCAGACAUUCUUAUCCAGAGCAACUUACAGUAUUGAGUGCAAAAAUGUAUACUUGUUUUUUACACUUUCAAAACAGAUGUUCAGAAUUGAGCCUGUAUGUGGGUGUGAUAAGAUAAAGAGAAUGAGGGAAAUGUUA